AUGAAAAAGAAUACAAGAAAAAAGUAAACAUUAGAAUAGUAGGAAGAUUAGUAAAGAAAGAAAACUAAAUUGGAAGUUCUAGAUGCUGAUCAACAUAUUUCAAAAUACAAUAACAAUUUAGAUAAUCUAAUUGAUAUUUUUACAAGGUAUGAGAGAGAGGAUGACUUUACAUAAAAUCUAAUGACAACCUCUAAAUUGUCAAAAAUUCAAAAAAUCCAUGAUUUAAGUUUAGAUACCUUUAAAGCUGAAUCAUUCUCAUUAGGACCAAAAGUUGAGAAUGGUGACUUUUCGUAGGGUGACUAAAUACAAAAAAUUAUUUCAGUGAAGAAAUCAUUUUUGAAUGAUAAGCUAAUAGCUACUAUACAAUGGAGACCUAGGUCUAAUGGUACAAUUCCGAAAUCUAGAGAUUAUUUUACAACCGAAGUUGCUAAGUACGCUCCUAAAGAAUUAAUUAAAUAUUAUAAAAGUAGAAUGGUUACAACAACCAUUAUCGAAUAAUAAUAAGAUUGUUGAUUAGUAAUUUAGUAUUUUUCCAUUAAA
Paramecium tetraurelia is the source of this 540-nucleotide messenger RNA. RefSeq lists its product as uncharacterized. The record is from RefSeq and is a predicted model, not a curated record. The transcript has 2 exons. Lineage: Eukaryota; Ciliophora; Oligohymenophorea; Peniculida; Parameciidae.